AUGGCUUCCGACCUCGAGCAGCUCAUUGAAAUGGGCUUUGACAAGGAAAGAGCUGAGCUGGCUGUCUCCCAAACUGGUGGUUUACAAGGGGCGCUGGAAUGGCUUGAGCAGAACCAGGAUAAGUCAUUGGAGGAGAUCAAGGCUACGCAAUCAGAGCAGGCCGAAGACGAGGGACCAGCUCUUGAACCAGGUGAAACUUCGCGCAGCCUGGUAUGCAACGAGUGUGGUAAAAAAUUCCGUAGCCAGGCUCAGGCUGAGUUCCAUGCAUCCAAGUCACAGCAUGUAGAUUUCUCAGAGUCUACCGAGGAAAUUGCCCCAUUGACAGACGAGCAAAAAACGCAGCGCUUGGCUGAACUGAGAGAACGCCUGGCUGCAAAGCGUGCUUUGCAGUCGGAGCAAGAUAAAAUUGACCAAAAGAAAAACGAAGAAAUUCGACGCAAGAGUACCAAAGAGAAUCAAGAUGCGAAAGAGGCACUCGAGCGGAAAGAAAUGAUGAAGGAGGCGGCCAAGAAGAAGAAGGAAAAGCAGGACGAGAUUGAAGCCAAGAAGCGCAUCAAGGCCAAGAUCGAAGCCGACAAGGAAGAUCGUCGUCGGAAAGCUGAGCGUGAAAAGGCGCAACGGGCCGGCGUUGCUCUUCCUUCGGAUCCAAUCGCUGCUUCAAUUACUCAACCCUCUGGUUCUGCCGCAUCCAAACCUGCAUCUGCGUAUACUGAAACUCGCUUGCGGUUCCAGACACCCAAUGGAAAUGUUCUGAAGACACUCCCUGUCACAACCACCCUUUUCGAAGUGGCCGCGGCUUUGAAGCAAGAUGAUGGCGUUGAGGUUCAAAGUUUCGUCCAGAACUUCCCCCGAAUGGUUUUUGACGCUGAAUUUUUCGGAAAGUCAUUGAAAGAACUUGGCCUCACUCCAAGUGCAAGCCUUGUUGUUCAAUAG
Penicillium taxi is the source of this 933-nucleotide messenger RNA. Its product is annotated as UBA and UBX domain-containing protein. The coding region runs from base 1 to 933 and encodes 310 amino acids. The record is from RefSeq and is a predicted model, not a curated record. The transcript has 3 exons. Gene Ontology annotation, molecular function: protein binding. NCBI's taxonomy places the organism in Eukaryota, Fungi, Ascomycota, Eurotiomycetes, Eurotiales, Aspergillaceae.